Messenger RNA from Moneuplotes crassus, 1045 nucleotides. NCBI's taxonomy places the organism in Eukaryota, Ciliophora, Spirotrichea, Euplotida, Euplotidae. The record is from the annotation of a GenBank genome assembly.
AUGAACAGUCAGAUGAGAGAAGUUCUGGAGUCCUGUAACUCCUACUCGAGGAUUUACGAAGAAAGGCUUCACUACUUUAACCACUGCAAGAAGGAUUCAAGGAGAUCCAAAAACAGACGAUCCAAUUUCCUGAAGAAUUUUCGAACUCAUAAGCGGAGUUGAAAGAGGAAGAAGCAGGCUAAGAAGAAACAUCUAUCGAUAGAUGCAACUAGUGGAGGAUCUAAAAGUCGGAGACAAAGAACAAAUUCGAAAAGAUCAAAACCUAAGGUCUACCAGUUUUAACUUGCCAGCAAACUUGAAGAAGAUAAAAGCUUUAAAUAAGAAAAAUCAAAAAAUCCAAACUUCUCCCAAGCAGAACAAGUCCUACGAUUUCAGAAGACAAUGAUAUUUGAAGGCGGAUAGGAAGCUCGGCAACAAUAAAUAAUAUUGUUUUUUCUAUGAAUAAAUGAAUGAAUGAAAAGAAAAUUAGAAAAUUUUCAAUAAUUCUUCCUCAAAAGGACACAAAAUCAAGUUCCAGUACUUAUAACGACCUCUAAACACGUCUAAACCAACUGCAAAACCGAAUUCAUUCAAUUUUAUUAAACCAACUAAUUCACAACUGACCAUCUACCAUGACCAAGAACCACAAAGCCCGCUCAAAACAAGUAAAACAUUGAAUAACUUGAAAAAGCCUCUUCAAUGAGGGAGGCUAGCUAAAAGAGGCUUAGAAAGCCACAAAAGUCAAGUUCAAAAUCCUUAUUCCUGAAUUCAAAGCAGUCUCCAGCACAAGAUUAUCAACAAGAUUAUUGCUUCAGAGAAGAACCAGAGGUCUCUAUUUGUAAGAAAUAAGGAAAGGAAGAAGUUGAGUUUGGAAGAAAAUACUGAAGAAAAAUUGGAAUAUCAGGAUGAAGAGAUUAAUAAAUUAAUGUCUGUAUGAAGUUCGAAUAGAUUCAGAAUAAUACAUGACCUUGAGGAAGAUAGUUUUGAUCAAGAGAAUAAGAAUCCAGAAUAUAAUUAGCAUAUCCUAAAUUCUUUUAAGCCUCUCUGAAGUGAAGAUUCUUGUUGA